Molecule: messenger RNA, 879 nt
Organism: Synchiropus splendidus (mandarinfish)
Lineage: Eukaryota; Metazoa; Chordata; Actinopteri; Syngnathiformes; Callionymidae
Product: chymotrypsin-C-like
Exons: 8
Coding region: 18-818 (266 amino acids)
Biological process (GO): proteolysis
Molecular function (GO): serine-type endopeptidase activity
Source: RefSeq, a predicted model, not a curated record
GCCGCGUGCGGUGAACCAUGAAGCUUCUGGUCCUCGCGCUCUUCGUUGCCGGCGCCUACGGGUGCGGCUUGCCCACCUUCCACCCCGUGGUCAGCAGGGUGGUCGGCGGAGAAGACGCCCGGCCCAACAGCUGGCCCUGGCAGAUUUCCCUGCAGUACAACAGAGAGGGAGAGUGGAGACACACCUGCGGGGGCACCCUGAUCGCUGACCAGUGGGUCCUCACCGCUGCGCACUGCAUCAGCAACGGGAGGCAGUACAGAGUGGCCAUGGGAAAGCACAACCUGAAAGAGACGGAGGAGCACGCCGUGUUCAUGAGCCCCGCCAGCAUCAUCGUUCACGAGAAGUGGAGCCCCUUGUUCAUCCGGAACGACAUCGCCCUCAUCAAGCUGGAGUCUCCCGUCACCUUCAGCGACGCCAUCAUGGCCGCCUGCCUGCCUCCCGCCGGGCUCAUCCUCCCCCACGACGAGCCCUGUUUCGUGACCGGGUGGGGUCGCCUCUACACCGGAGGUCCCAUCGCUGACAACCUGCAGCAGGCUCUGCUGCCAGUGGUGGACCACCAGACCUGCACCAAGCCUGACUGGUGGGGCUUCCAGGUGAGGGACACCAUGGUCUGCGCCGGCGGCGACGGAGUGGUGUCUGGCUGCAACGGCGACUCUGGAGGACCUCUCAACUGCAAGAACGCCGACGGAGCCUGGGAGGUCCACGGCAUCGUCAGCUUCGGACUUGGACUCAGUUGCAACUACCCCAAGAAGCCCACGGUCUUCACCCAAGUCAGCUCCUACAUGGACUGGAUCGACUCAAAAAUGGUCGCCUACUGAGAGGAAGUCGCUUCCUGAGCCACUGCAUGUACAUAAACAAUAAAGAUGAACUCAAAUCUCA